Molecule: messenger RNA, 813 nt
Organism: Hibiscus syriacus
Lineage: Eukaryota; Viridiplantae; Streptophyta; Magnoliopsida; Malvales; Malvaceae
Exons: 2
Coding region: 1-813 (270 amino acids)
Biological process (GO): root development; shoot system development
Source: RefSeq, a predicted model, not a curated record
AUGGCUUCCUCUCCUUUGAAUGCCCAGCCUUCUUUUCAUGCACGCUCAAACAGCCUGCCUUCAAGGAAGCACCCCAUCACUUCACAAAUUGAUGAAGAUCUGAACCUACUGAGGGCGUCUCAGUCGGCCUCUACAUCUUCAUCGAUAGAACAUCAACUCAACUCUCUAGCCCAAGAGCAGCAAAGGAAAUGGGUUGAAGAACUUUUGGAUGGAUCUCUCAUGCUUCUUGAUGUAUGUGGAACCGCUAAAGAUGCCUUGUCGCAAACAAAGGAAUGCACACUAGAACUUCAAUCGACUUUGCGCCGAAGACGAGGAGUCGAAGGGUUCACUAAUGAGGUUAGGAAAUACUUAACCUCUAGGAAGGCAGUGAAAAAGGCAAUCUGCAAGGCCUUAAAGAACUUGAAGCAUAUGGAGAAUAAACUUAGCAGCUCUUCCUUCAGUAGAGAUGGUGAGAGCGGAGCCGUGAUUAACACCUUAAAACAAGUAGAAGCAGUAACUGUCCGCGUGCUAGAGUCCUUGUUGUCCUUUAUAUCAGGGCCAGAGGCUGAAUCGAAAUUGAGCCGGUGGUCACAAGUUUCAAAGUUCAUGUACCAGAAAAGAGUCGUGUGCGAGGAAGAAGAACAAAAGGCAAAUGAAAUUGUGAAUGCUGAAGCUACAUUGAGUUCCUUGAUUAAAUCUGAGCAUGUUGAGAAUGUUCAAAAUGUCCAAAACUCAGUGAUGUGUAUCGAAGAUCUCAAUGAAGGUCUUGAAAGCUUGUUUAGGAGGUUUAUCAAAGCAAGAGUCGCUGUUCUCAACAGCCUGAUCAACUGUUGA